AUGAACUCAUCCCCAAAGCCCAGUGCCUACAAGGAAGGGAUAAAUCAAUAUAAGACCUUCACGGGCCCCUUCGCCAAAGUCUUCCUAGGAGGCGUGUUCGUCUACCAGGUGAUCUAUUGGACGUGGUUGAAGUUGGAGAUGGAUGAGACUAAGGUGCAAAAGAAUGAGCAAGUGGCCGUGCUAGAAAAACAGGCCCGGGAAAUCGCUGACUCCCAGAAAUAA
Molecule: messenger RNA, 222 nt
Organism: Penicillium arizonense
Lineage: Eukaryota; Fungi; Ascomycota; Eurotiomycetes; Eurotiales; Aspergillaceae
Exons: 3
Coding region: 1-222 (73 amino acids)
Source: RefSeq, a predicted model, not a curated record